Messenger RNA from Saccostrea cuccullata (small rock oyster), 626 nucleotides. RefSeq lists its product as uncharacterized. The transcript has 3 exons. The record is from RefSeq and is a predicted model, not a curated record. Lineage: Eukaryota; Metazoa; Mollusca; Bivalvia; Ostreida; Ostreidae. Bases 33 to 596 code for a protein of 187 amino acids.
CCCCCAGUCAAGUAUACUCACUUCUUUCCAAGAUGGCUCCUAUUUCGUCCAUAAUAUGCUUGGUCGCUAUGGUACUUGGUGCCGAUGCACUGGGAGGGGUUUAUGGCCCUAGUAACGGAGGAAAUGGCGGAGGUAACGGAAAUAUGAUGUCCAACAUGAUGAAUAUGAAAAAAAUGAUGAUGAUGACAAUGAUGAACAAAAUGAUGCCGGUAGAUUAUCCAUUGCCAAACCCUGGGCCUUCAUAUCCAAUGCCCAUGAAACCAAUGAUGCCUUACUACCCAAUGCCCAUGAAACCUAUGAUGCCUGACUACCCCAUGCCAAACCCAGGGCCCAUGAAACCAAUGAUGCCUGACUACCCUAUGCCAAACCCAGGGCCUAUGAAACCAAUGAUGCCUGACUACCCUAUGCCAAACCCAGGGCCUAUGAAACCAAUGAUGCCUGACUACCCUAUGCCAAACCCAGGGCCCAUGAAACCAAUGAUGCCUGACUACCCUAUGCCAAACCCAGGGCCCAUGAAACCAAUGAUGCCUGACUACCCUAUGCCAAAUCCAGGACCUAUAUAUCCUAUGCCACCGAAACCCAUGCAAAUGUAUUGAUUGACCACGAAAUGAAUAAUCCAAAAUGGU